GUUGGCGCUUCGGAUGAGACCUCAGGCCGGGCAGCAGCAUCUUGGUCAGUGAUGGUCAAAGCUUCUGUAGCUCCCCCAGGCUUCUCGUGGUCGCGAAAGGACGCCACCAAGGAAGCCCAGAAAACCACUGAUGAAUGGGAGAAGAGAGGAUGUCCUGACGCCCCAUUGCUGGACUUCUACAUGUACCGAGCCCAGACUGAUGAGAACUAUUCUCCGGUGAACCAGGACAUGGCGAACAUAGGUGGAAUGCUCUGGUAUUUGCACAACGAGAUUAUUUGGCAUCACUGGAUCAGGGUGGGAAGCUUCUCAAGCACCCCCAAGACGCGCUUGGAGCAGUGGAGGAUAAAGAUGCGACCCACCUGUCAGCUCUGGAACAAAGGUCUCACAUUCGGAAUCGUGAACACCUAUGACCUGGGGGAGUGCACUGGACCCUUCAAGUGCCAAAACAUCAAGCACUACGGCCCCACCGUUGGUUGCGAAACCUGGGAUGAGGGCAAAAUGAGCCACUUCCCUCACGAGGAGUGGUUCCAUCGUGUGAAGUACCCACAUGCUGCCUGGUACAGUUUGCCUGGCGCAUGUUCCUCCAAAAAGUUUUGGGCCAAAGACAAGGGAUGCGCCCUACGGGAGCCCAGUGGUGCCUGCCCAGACGGAGUCGAAGAACCCACAGGGGAGAUCGACUGCACCUACACAUACAAAAAGGUUGGAGAGAUUAGCAUCGAUGAGCUGGAAGGCAUUAGCAGCUUUGAUGAUCUCAUGAAGAAGGGUGGCUAUGAGUAUAGCCGCAGCGCCGACAAGGGAAAGAUGCUGCACUUCUGGGAUAACAUCAACUCCACUGACGCUAAUCAGAGGCGCAUAGACAUCACCCUGAAAAAGUUCAUGGACAAAUAUCCAGAUCAUCCUUACCUGGAAGAUCCGACUUGUGAUUUCGAUCCACGAAUCUUCUUUCCCCACUGGCCCAAAGGGGACUUUCACUGAGGAGUUGCAACAUGCUGACUUCUAACACAUGGAGCCAGCUGAGUGACUGUGUGCAGUGUGGCAGUGUAGCAAGAUUGAGA
This is a messenger RNA of Cladocopium goreaui, 1055 nucleotides long. The record is from the annotation of a GenBank genome assembly. Lineage: Eukaryota; Dinophyceae; Suessiales; Symbiodiniaceae.